Trichosporon asahii var. asahii CBS 2479 is the source of this 1425-nucleotide messenger RNA. RefSeq lists its product as uncharacterized. The record is from RefSeq and is a predicted model, not a curated record. NCBI's taxonomy places the organism in Eukaryota, Fungi, Basidiomycota, Tremellomycetes, Trichosporonales, Trichosporonaceae. The transcript is spliced from 3 exons. The coding region runs from base 1 to 1425 and encodes 474 amino acids.
AUGGCGGGCGUGGCCGUCAUCGUCAUCAAGAAGAUGAAGAAGAACAAACCCCAGGCAAUCCAGAACACACCCAACCCCCUCGUCACACCCUACCCUCCCCCUCCCCAGCAACAGCACAACUACGGCCAGGCCGCGGGAUACGGCGCAGCAGGCGCAGCUCCAGGCAUGGCGGCCGGGGCUUACAUGGGUUCCUCUGGUGCUCCUCCUCCCCCGGGAGGACCGCCUUAUGACCAAGUCCGCGCCCUGCUCAUGAAGUGCGUCCACGACCAGAAACUCACGGGUUUCCUCCGCCCCCAGGGCCCGAUGGACGUGGACGCAAUCGCGCGCCAAAUCGUGGACACUGGCGCGGUGCAGAUCAUAAGCGAAACGUGGAAACUGCCGCCGCACGUCGCGAUCGAUCUCUGCCAAAUCGCCCUCUUCAACGUGGCCAUUCUCGUCGACGAUUCUAGCAGCAUGCACGCCGAGAACGGCGAGCGCAUCAAUGACGUCUCCGCCAUUGUCUCGAAAGUCGCUGGCGCGUGCUCCCUUUUUGACGACGACGGUAUCGAGAUUCGCUUCCUCAACUCCAACGAACAGGGCAACAACCUCGAGAGCGAGCAGAUGGCGCAGGACUACAUCCGCCGAGCCAAGUUCAAGGGUGUUACGCCCCUCGGCACUGCGCUCGACCAGAAGAUCCUCCAGCCCAUGCUCGUCCGUCCCGCGCAGCAGAGGCAGCUCCGCAAGCCCCUCCUUGUGGUUGUCGUCACGGACGGCGCGCCCCAGGGCGAGGCGCCGAACGCUCUCGAGAGCGCCAUCACGAACGCUAGGAACGCUCUCAUGAACACGCCCUAUGGGCCCGACGCCGUGUCGUACCAGUUUGCCCAGGUCGGAAACGACGCGCAGGCACAGCAGUUCCUGUCCUCGCUCGACGAGCACCCCGUUAUUGGCGGAUUCGUGGACCAGACCAUGGCGUACGACUACGAGCGUGCCGAGAUGAAGCAGAAGACGGGCAAUGAUUGUGAGCUGCAGGGCGUGUGGAAGGACGAGGGUGCCCAGCAGCAUGGUGGAUGCCCCCACCAGUAUGGUCAACAGCAGUACGGCCAGCAGCAAUACGGCCAGCCCCAACAACCGUACGGCCAGCAGCAGUACGGUGCCCCUCCCCAGCAGUACGGCCAGCCGCAGUAUGGACAGCAGCCGUACCAGCAGCAGUACGGCCAGCCCCAGCAGCCGUAUGGCCAGCCUCAGCAGCAGUACGGCGCGCCUCCCCCGCAACAAUACGGCGCUCCGCAACAGCAAUAUGGCGCCUCUCCCCAGCAGCAGUACGGACAGCAGCCCUACGGCGCCCCUCAGCAGCAGUACGGCCAGCCCAACGCGCCUCCGCCAUACACGCCCAGCUCGACAGGCACGAAUAUGAGCUACUACAACCCCAGCGGGGGCAAGUACUAG